Messenger RNA from Gloeophyllum trabeum ATCC 11539, 1129 nucleotides. RefSeq lists its product as uncharacterized. Lineage: Eukaryota; Fungi; Basidiomycota; Agaricomycetes; Gloeophyllales; Gloeophyllaceae. The transcript has 4 exons. The record is from RefSeq and is a predicted model, not a curated record. Bases 164 to 1129 code for a protein of 321 amino acids.
GUAAUUUCCGCCCGGCCAGGUCACCUCGCUGCCCGCUGGCUCUGCUCUUUGCCUUGACUUUCGAGGCUUCCAUUCUCUUUUAUUUCGCUCUUUUCUCUCCAAUAAACCAAUUCUUGUAUUCCAGUCCAGACUGUCGCUCGACCGACUCACAAACGCUGCGUAAAUGGCCGGUCCCAUUCACUACCCGAACCCGCCCCUCGCGGGCAAGCCUCCCUUUGCCACAGACGAACCCGACGAAUACUUUGACCAGCAGCCGCAGCCGCAGCGCAGGGUCAGGCAGCAGCCCGCCGACCCCAACGCCCGCUCGUCCGCUUACAACGUAUACGACAACUACCUCGAGCGCGGCAACCGCGACUCGGGCGUCGGCGCGCUCGGCGCAGGCCUCAUGAACGGCGCCGUCGACGACGACGACGACGACCCGCGCAACCCCUUCCAGAACGCGCACGCCGUCGCCCCCUCCGCGCCCAUCGCCCAGCCCAAGCCGGGCUACGCCGCGCCCACGCCCGCGCAGCUCCUCGCGCGCCCCGCGCCCGCCGCGUCCCGCGAGAUGUCCGAGGUCGGCCCCGGCCCGCGCGUCGUCAUCCCCCCGCCCGCGCCCAUCGCCGUCCCCAGCACGCCGCACCCGCUGCAGCCCCCGAUGACGCCCAUCACGCCCGUGUUCGCGCGCCCGCGCAAGGCGAGCGGGGACGACGCCGGCGGGGUCAAGUUCGAGACGAGCCAGCUGCGCCCGGGCAUCAUCCGCGGCAACUCGGAGGACACGACGCUCCCCCGCCGCGGCGCACCCGGCGACGACUUCUGGCGGCGCUUCAGCAUGGUCGCCAAGUCGGACACGAAAGAGAGCUUCUGGCUCAAGAAGACGCAGAACGGCACCUCGCGCUUGUCCCGCUGGGUCUGGGUCGUCGCCGUCACCAUCCUCAUCGUCAUCGCGGGCGCCAUCGGGCUCGGCUGGUACGUCUCGCACAACAAGCCCGGGCAUACCGCGCCCAAGGCCAUCGGCGGCUCCGCGAACGAGGCCGCCACCUCGAGCGCGCUCCCCGCGAGCGCCGGCGUCCCCGCCGCGUCGAGCAGCCCGCACCCGUGGCAAGUGCCAGCGGGAACGGGAGUGCGGCGGGCCAUCGCAGACGGCUGA